Messenger RNA from Aspergillus ochraceoroseus IBT 24754, 1500 nucleotides. RefSeq lists its product as uncharacterized. Gene Ontology annotation, molecular function: metal ion transmembrane transporter activity. The transcript is spliced from 3 exons. Gene Ontology annotation, biological process: metal ion transport; transmembrane transport. The record is from RefSeq and is a predicted model, not a curated record. Gene Ontology annotation, cellular component: membrane. NCBI's taxonomy places the organism in Eukaryota, Fungi, Ascomycota, Eurotiomycetes, Eurotiales, Aspergillaceae. Bases 1 to 1500 code for a protein of 499 amino acids.
AUGAGUUACAGUCGAUUCGUCGCAGCCCAAAGACACAAUAAUCCAUGUCUAGCUGGCCUCGAGAAUUUCCUCUCCGAUCCCAACUCAGACCAGCGGCCCUGUCGAAUCCUCAAACUCGAUUUUCCGGUUGAUACUAAAAGCCCCCACCUAUCCUCCGCCCAACAAAUCGAUAUCGAAGACAUCGCGGAAACCAUCUACGCUUCCAAACCCAAAGGACACGGACAAAUCUUGUUCAUCGAAGAUCUAUGUCCAGAUAUUAUCGAGAUCCUCGGUACAAGGUACCAGAUCGACCCUCUUUUCUUUGCCUCGCAUCUCCACGCUCCGUUUCGCCAGAUUGACGCGCAAACCCCGAAUCUUGCCAUCUUGCCGUCCCGCACGCGGAAGCAGAACUUCAUCAACUUGCAUUACCAUCGUGCUGUCGAGCUGAGGGGGAAGGUUGAGAACGAGAAUAUGCUCAUCCGUGAUAUGAACGUGAACCGCAAGGUUGCUGUGCUUGUCCCGACGGAAGGGACCCAGAUUGCUCUCGUGCAGCAUGCAUGCUCGGUGAUUGUCUCCAAGGUUAAUAGAAUGGUCUUACUAGGCAUUAUCCUUGUCGACGGUCCUAUUUUCGCCGACCAUACCCCAGUACAGUAUAAAACCAAACCUCAAGAAUUUUCCGACGACAAAGAGCUCCAGCUCCGACGAUCAUGUCGCGUGAAGUCCAAGCUAUUUCUCAACGGCUACGAGGACUUCAUGCCUCCAGAACCCGGGUCUCUAGAUUUCAAGGACCCUUCCGCAUUUCGCGGUCCGCCUCGAGAAAGCCUACUCGCCGAUCUCAUUUACUACUGGAAAAGACAGAUCCCAGAGGACUUUAACGCCGAGCACCCCACCCUCUUCAGUCUCGCCUAUUACCCACUCAAGAUCAUUGCGGCAGAGUGGAACAACUACCUGGCAGCCAUGAGCUACCAUAUCAAGCGGCACGAGUACGCCGUGGAAACCAUCGGCAAGCCCGUGUCGGAGCUGGACAAGCUAAACGUGGACCUGCGAAGUCUCCAAGUCUGGCGUCGACGCAGUCUUGCCUCGCAGCAGAAGAUCACAGCAGUCAAGCGCUUUGUAGCACUCCACCACGUUGCAUGUGAAACCCCGGCUACUGGCCUUCUAGAAGACUACGACCACCUCGCGGCAGCUCUGGACGAUCUUUCCUUUCGGCUAGGAAACAUGCUUCCCGUCGUCACCUCGCUCGUCCAGAUCUCGGACAGCCGACGGUCUCUCGCGGAGUCGGCCAAUGUCAGCCGGCUGACGUCGUUGGCGUUCAUCUUUGUUCCGCUGACUUUUACGACAGGGCUGUUUAGCAUGAACAACGAGAAUGGGCCGGGAGGUGCCUAUUUCUGGGUGUUCUUUGCCGUGUCGGUUCCUAUUACUUUGCUUGUGUUUCUGGUUGCGAGACCGCCGUCGCGGCUUUUGCGCUGGCUUUCUGCGCGUGUCAGGCCUGCUUUGAGAGCCGCAUAUCCUCCCGUUUGA